AUGACGUGUAACGAGAAGGGGCAUAUGAGUAAUGCGGACAGGCCGAACCAUUUGCGUUUGAUUGGGUUGGAGAUUGGAUACUGUGAAACUUAUAAGGAUCGUAUAUAUCUGUCUCCAAAUCUGCGGCGUAGGGCUAUGUAUCUAGGUGCUUAUGAAUAUUAUGGAUAUUAUUAG
This is a messenger RNA of Sclerotinia sclerotiorum 1980 UF-70, 174 nucleotides long. RefSeq lists its product with no specific name. Lineage: Eukaryota; Fungi; Ascomycota; Leotiomycetes; Helotiales; Sclerotiniaceae. The record is from RefSeq and is a predicted model, not a curated record. The transcript has 2 exons. The coding region runs from base 1 to 174 and encodes 57 amino acids.